AUGAAUACUUUCCUUCUCAUCGUAUUCUACGACUUUCUCUUCAGAUUUUACUCAAGAAGCUCUUCAGGCGUCGCGCUCCGAGGUCGAAUUCAACCGAAAAGCUCCAGUCUGGCGAAUUUGACUUUCCGCAACGACGACUUCUACACUGUUAUCUACCUUUUCACUGCUAUCUGUCCGAGCCUUGGUCGCCGUCAAUACGCGUCGGCAGCUGACGGUCUCAAUUGUCCACAUCCCCCACUGCAUCCACCUCAUCAACACUUGGAUCGCGGCCUAGAACACCUGGCCUUGUGCAUUCGUGCUCUGGACCAUCAGCUACAGCCGAACACUCUCUUGCCUUUCCGUCUGAGCUCCCCGCACCGUGCCUGGGCGCCCUGUGCCUCGUCUUCAGAGGAGGAAGAGGUCGUAAACAUGCCCAGUGUCUCUUCAUAUCCCCAGCUCCCCUCAACAGGGACGCCCUCGCCGACGGAGGAGUUUGUGCUCCCUGCUGCGAUCGGCGGCUCGCGCAAGGAAACCGCUUACAUGCGACUGAACAAUAAAGUGCGACAGAUUGAAGCAAAUGUUUCGGUUAGCAUGAGGUCAGUUUACUGA
Dibothriocephalus latus is the source of this 588-nucleotide messenger RNA. Lineage: Eukaryota; Metazoa; Platyhelminthes; Cestoda; Diphyllobothriidea; Diphyllobothriidae. The record is from the annotation of a GenBank genome assembly.